Molecule: messenger RNA, 1809 nt
Organism: Cuscuta epithymum
Lineage: Eukaryota; Viridiplantae; Streptophyta; Magnoliopsida; Solanales; Convolvulaceae
Source: the annotation of a GenBank genome assembly
CAGAAAUUCUAUCCAAAAAAAAAAAAACGAAGAACAGAAAAGAGAAACGAAAAUUGAAAAAUCUCUCUUAGUAAGCGCACUCUUAUUUCUGAUCCCAUUUGAGUCGUAGUCGUCCGGGACUACCGGCCCUAUUCUUACCAACGGCAAAAACCCAGUUGGUCUCCCUGAAAAACUUCACUAGGGUUUAGAGUUCAUCUAGAGUUCGAGGCCUGAACAGCUGCCGAUCUUGCGGUUCCGAGACGUGAAACUUUGAAUGAGCCUUCUCGAUGCAACGGCAGAACAUGCCAUUCUAUGGGGAGUCAAUCUGCAUGAGAGUAAACUACUCUUUUGUGAAAAAUGUUCCUCGUAAAAAGAGAUCAAAAAGGGGAUAUAUAAACAAGAAAGGAUGGCCGCGUGAUGGGAGUGUGGUGAAACUAAAGACCCAUUUACUACAUGUUAAAACAAAAAAAACACGCACAUGUAAAAAGCAAAUUUGCAUGGAUUUUGCUGAAACGAGUGAUGAUGAAGUUAUCCCACAUAAUUCAAUGCAAUGUCGUGGACGGUCCAGGAGAAGAUACGAAAGCAAUGGCCUUGGAAAGUUAGACUCAGGUGCCUUUGAGUGCUAUAUGAGGAAAAUAUGGAUGAAGUUUUCUGAAGAGAGGAAAAGUUUGUUUACAUGCCUUGACUCCUUAUGGUAUCACUUAUACACAGAUAGAACUACUAAAGCUAAGGUCUUGGAUUGGAUCAAGAAGAAAGAGAUCUUCACCAGAAAAUAUGUCAUUGUUCCUAUCAUUCAGUGGGGUCAUUGGUGUCUAUUGAUCAUGUGCAACAUGGGCAAAACUUUUCAAUCUGAAACUCCUUGCCUAUUACUGCUAGACUCCUUGCAAGAUGCACACGCCAAACAACUAGAAUCUGGAAUAAGAAAAUUUGUUUUCGAUCUUUAUAGCACAGGGGAGAGAACAGAGACAAAGCAGAUGAUAAAAAAGAUCCCUUUUCGAGUUCCCAAGGUCCCGCAACAAAGAAACAAUGAUGAGUGUGGGUACUAUGUUUUAUACUUCAUUGAUCGUUUCUUAGGACUUGCACCAGAAGAUUUUAGUUUGUCUGAGGGCUACCCUUACUAUAUGAAGGAAGACUGGUUUACCCCCGAGGAGUUGGACGUCUUUUGCAAAGAACUUGUAUCUUCAUCCAUGGAUUCUUCUGAAUGUGAUGAUUCUUCUUCGGAUUCUGAUGUUAUUGAAUUGGUAGGUUGUUGUAUAUCUUAAGAGUAGUUGUUCUCUAGAUUCAGAUUAUUCUUUAGCUUUAUAUAGUCCAGUAUUUUACUUUACCUUAUUGGGUAGGUAAUAAUAAUGAUGAUGAUGGUUAUGAUGGUGAUGAUAAUAAUAGUAAUAAUAAUAUUUUUAAAUAAUAUUAAACUAUAGUUAAAGCUUUUUUGGGUCAUAUUAGGGUGCUCAUCGAACCUCUGUUGCUGCAAUCACAAUUUUCGAACAUGAAACCUUGAUUGAGUUUGAAGAAUUAAACUCCCUACUUGGAUGAGUUGGACCAACCGUUGAUGGCGUGCUAGGGGGUUUUGGUUUAGGUUUAUAGCCAGGAGCCCAGGAUUAUUUUCGUGUCUUUGCAAGGGAAUGUAAGAUUAUUAAAAUUUGUAAUUACCUAAUGUGUUUUGUUUUUUGCCAACUCUCUAAUGGGUGUUAUGUCCAAUGGGUGUUUGGCUUAGGUUUGUAGAACUGUGUAAUCUCCUUGCAAGUGAAUGUAUGAUUAUUAAAAUUUAUAACUAUUUAAUGCAUUUAAUUAAAUUUUAUGGGAAUGUAGUAUGGGCUUAAUCUUUGUAGG